AUGGAAAAAGAUACGGCGGAAAAGUCUGCUGCCGUAGACAGUUCCAAGCCCGAGACCAAAAACCAGCAUCAACGCGAGGCUACCUUUCAAGACUAUCUGCGAGUAUUUUCCUAUGCAACGAAAUGGGAUUUUGUAGCGUACGCUCUUGGUGCGGUGGCUUCCAUCGGCGCUGGUAUCACUAUACCGCUGCUAAAUGUCGUCUUUGGCCAAUUCGCCAGUCAGUUCUCCAAUUUCGCUGGCACAAAAACAAUCGACAAGGAUGAGUUUCAAGGAACUCUAAACCGCCUCUCAUUAUACAUGCUUGGGCUCUUUCUGGGUCGUCUCGUACUCAGUUACGUCAACAAGUUUGCAUUCCGCAUGAUUGGUAUUCGCAUCUCGUCUGCCAUCAGACAAGACUUUCUGAAUGCCCUGUUUGCCCAAAGUGUUCAUGUGCUAGACUCCAUGGCUCCAGGCUACGCAACCACAGUGAUUACGGCUUCCAGUAAUACCCUGCAGCUUGGCAUUUCCGAGAAGCUCGGUGUGUUUAUCGAGUUCACUGCUACCAUGAUUGCCUCCAUCAUCAUUGCUUUCAUCUACAGUUGGCAGCUGUCCCUGGUCACAUUUACUGCAGUCGUGUUUAUUCUUCUCAGUGUCAGCAUUCUGCUUCCACUCAUUACUAAGGGCCAGACACAACAAGGCAAAUCUGAAUCCAAGGCAGCAGCUGUUGCCAGUGAGGCCAUGAACAGCAUCAGAAUGAUUGUGGCGUGCAGUGCUGAAGCUCGAAUGGGUAACAAGUAUGCCAAAUUCGUUGACGAGGCCAAGGCCCAUGCACGAUUUGCUAGUCCGUUUAUUUCGAUCCAAUUCGGUUUAGUGUUCUUUAGCAGCUAUGCUGCUUUUGGGUUGGCGUUUUGGUAUGGAACCACGCUGUUCCUCGACGGUAAGAUCGACCAGCUUGGAGCAAUCAUUGUUGUCCUGUUUUCUGUCAUGAUGAUUGUGACUUCACUUGAGCGAACCUCUACGCCCCUUCUUGCUAUUAGCAAGGCUAUGGUUGCUGCUUGCCAAUUCUUUAGCAUCAUUGAUGCUCCCCGACCCGACCCUGGCCAUCUCACAGACGCAGAUAAUGUCUCUGCUACGGAGGACAUUGUUCUGGAAAACGUAACUUUUGCUUACCCCAGUCGCCCCCAUGUCAAGAUUCUGGACAAUCUCAAUUUGACGCUGGAGAAGGGCAAGGUCACAGCCAUUGUUGGGCCCUCUGGCUCCGGUAAAAGUACCAUUGUUGGUCUCAUUGAACGAUGGUACAGCCUCAAGGAUCAGUAUAUCGUUUCCCAGAUUGUCACAAAGGAAAAGAAGAAGAAAGAAGGCGAUUCCCAAGGUGAAGAAGAAAACUCCAGUGAGUCGGCAACUCCGAACGAGGAGACUGGUGAAGCGAUUCAACUCCAGGGCAGAGUUUCUACCUGUGGUCACUCACUCGACGACAUCAACGUCAAGUGGUGGCGAUCUCAAAUUGGUCUUGUGCAACAGGAACCAUUCCUUUUCAACGACACCAUUUUCAAGAAUGUUGUGAAUGGACUUACCGGCACCAAGUGGGAAAAUGAACCGGAAGAAAGAAAGAGAAAAAUGGUCAAGGAAGCCUGUAAAGAAGCGUUUGCCGACGAGUUUAUCGAGAAGCUCCCCGAAGCAUAUGAUACUCCUGUUGGUGAAAGUGGUGCCAAAUUCUCCGGUGGCCAGCGUCAGCGUAUUGCCAUUGCCCGAGCCAUUAUCCGCCAACCAUCUAUCCUCAUUCUGGACGAAGCAACCAGCGCAAUUGACGUGCGUAGUGAGCGCAUUGUGCAAGCCGCGCUAGACAGAGCGUCUAAGAACAGAACAACCAUUACCAUUGCUCAUCGCCUCUCCACCAUCAAAAAAGCGGACCGUAUUGUUGUGUUACGAAAGGGACAAGUCUGUGAAUCAGGAACCCAUGAAAGUCUUCUCGCCGACGAAAAUGGCCUCUACUACAGCCUUGUGAAUGCUCAAUCGCUGUCUCUGGGACAACCAACAGAGGCUGUUGAAACCAAAGAGAAAGCCGAACUGCCACACCUGACCAAGGAGAAGAGCCGCGCAGAGUCUACAAGAGAAACAGAAGCCAAGGCGAAAAAGGAGAAACGCAGAAACUUGUUUUCUAGCUUUGGUCGAUUCUUCUAUGAGACGAAAUCGAUUUGGUUCAUGAUGGCACUGACACUGUUCUUUUCUGCCUGCGCUGGUGCAGCCAUUCCUUUCCAAUCCUGGCUCUUUGCAAAGGUCAUCAUCGCGUUUGGAUACCUUCCUGACAAAACAAAAGUUCGCCAUGAAAGUGAAUUCUGGUCGCUCAUGUGGACUGUCUUGGCCAUUGCAGCAGGCAUUAGCUACUUUGCCACAUUCUUCUUCUCUACGCGUACUGCCACUACCAUUCGGGCCAAGUACCAAAAGGAAUACUUCAUGUCCAUUUUGUACCAAAAGACGGCCUUUUUCGAUUAUGAUGAUCAUUCGCAGGGUACCAUGACGGCUCGUAGCUCCUCGGAUCCCGGUCAUCUUGAGGAGCUUCUGGGCUCCAACAUGGCAAGUGUGUAUGUGGCUAUCUGGACGCUGCUUGGAUCUAUUGCGAUUGCUUUUGCCUUUGCUUGGAAGCUGGCCCUCGUAUCUUUCUGUGUGGUUGUCCCCAUUCUCCUUGGUUCUGGCUACUGGCGAUUCCGCUACGAGAUCAAGUUUGAAGAGAUGAACAACAUUGUCUUUGCCGACAGCUCCAAGUUUGCCUCGGAGGCCAUCGGAGCAUUCCGCACUGUGGCAUCGCUUACGCUUGAAGAUGCUAUUUGUGGCCGAUUCCGUACGCUAAGCAAAGGACAUGUUAUUGAUGCAUUCAAAAAGGCGCGAUGGGUGACAAUGCUGUUUGCAUUUUCCGACAGUGCUACCAUCGGCUGUCAAGCCCUCGUUCUCUGGUACGGUGGUCGUUUGCUUCUUAAUGAAGAGUUUGACCUGCAAAGUUUCUUUGUAUGCUUUAUAUCUGUCUUGAAUGCUGGCGAGACAACUGGACGCGCUCUCAGCUUCGGCCCCAACGUUGCCCAAGUCAGCGCAGCCGCCAACCGCAUUCUUAGCCUUCGAGACAGCAAGGUCAAGGACAACCCUAACGCUACAGGUGAAGCAUUCAAGUCGGAGGGUGGCGGCAUGAAGAUUGAACUCGAAAAUAUCCACUUCAAAUACCCGACUCGAGAUGUGCCCGUCUUCCAAGGACUGAGCCUCACCAUUGAGAAGGGUCAAUUUGUGGCGCUCGUUGGUGCAUCAGGCUGUGGAAAGACGAGUAUCAUCUCUCUGCUUGAAAGAUUCUACGAUCUCAGUCGUGGCCGUAUCUUGUGCAACGGUCAGGAUAUUGCGACCAACAAUGUCUAUGCCUACCGUCGUUGUCUCUCGCUUGUGGCGCAGGAGUCCAGCUUAUUCCAAGGCACCUUGCGUGAAAAUAUCCUUCUUGGUGUCGAUGAGGCCUCCGUCACGGAUGAGCAGCUACAUCACGUUUGCCGUGAAGCCUCUAUUCACGAUUUCAUUGUGUCGCUACCUGAGGGAUACAAUACCAACAUUGGCUCCCGUGGCGUGACGCUCUCUGGAGGACAGAGACAGCGUGUAGCUAUUGCACGCGCUUUGAUGCGCAACCCAGACAUCUUGCUACUCGAUGAGGCGACCAGUUCGCUGGACUCAGAGAGCGAGAAGCUGGUGCAGGAGGCAUUUGAGCGUGCAGGCAAAGGGCGUACAAUGGUUGCUGUCGCGCAUCGUCUAGCCACGGUACAGAAUGCUGAUGUGAUUUUUGUGCUCGGAGAGGGCAAAUUGCUGGAGCAGGGCAACCACGAGGAGCUUUUGGCUAAGCGUGGUGUUUACUGGCAAAUGUGUCAAAGCCAAGCCCUGAACAAAUAG
Messenger RNA from [Torrubiella] hemipterigena, 3894 nucleotides. The record is from the annotation of a GenBank genome assembly. NCBI's taxonomy places the organism in Eukaryota, Fungi, Ascomycota, Sordariomycetes, Hypocreales, Clavicipitaceae.